UCCCGGGAACAAUGGUUUUAUGAUAUUGUUAUUUUUUAUCGAUAUUAUUUGAUAUUUUGUUUCUUGAAAAAUACAUUAUUUUUUGCGUCAUUACGUGAUAAGCCAUGAUAAGCUGAUAAGCUGGAAGUCUAGAUGGUGAUGAGAUCGUACUUAUUAUACAUAUUUAUUAGAAAACAAUCUGAAAUAUAAAUAUUUGAUUGUUCCACAGUUUUUAUAAGGGCACAUAUAUAAUAUGUCGGGAUCAGGGUAUGGAUUCCGACCACCAGGAUUUUAUGUACCAGGCCAACAGGGAAAUGGAGAAUAUCCCCAAUAUCCUCACAAUUCUACACCAAAUCAUUAUUAUCCACAACUCCCACAAGUUCCUCAGUACCAACCACCAAGUUACAGCCCUCCUCAAUAUAUGCCACCACAACAUGCUGCACCUGUAAUCAGUCCUACAAGUUACCAAUGGAUAGAUACAACUGCAUAUGGAGGAGUGCCUCCAACAGCAUUUAGAGGUGGCGUCGACAUAGAUGGUCAUCCAAUUUAUGUUGGCAGGGCUUUUCACGCAGGGGAUUGGAUCCCUGCCAAGGUUAUUCCAGGAAAGCAUGUAGCCUACAUAUGCCAUAAUGGUCGGGAGCAUGCAAAAGAUAGAUUCCAGGUGCUGUGUGAGCAGCAUUUCCAUUGGCUACCUGACUAUGGAGGGCGAGUUCCCUAUGGUGCUGUAGAGGGAGGUAGAACAUCCAGUGGUGAACCUCUUUAUAUAGGAAGAGUGCAUCACCAAGGAUCACACACUGUAGGAAAGAUUCACCCAAGUCAUGGCGUCUGUUACAUACCAUUUGAUGGUAAAGAAGUAUCUUACAGAAACUAUGAGGUUCUUCUUCGAAGAUGAAAAGGUCAUACUUAAUAACAGUUCUAUAGCCUCAUGCCCAUCAAAGUGGCAUAAAAUGAUGAACUUAAAUUUUAUACUUUCUAUAUUUUUACUCUACCUGUCAUAUCUUUUAAACUUAUGCGUAUGAUACUGUUUCGUUUCUGAUAUACAAUGUGAAAACAUA
Molecule: messenger RNA, 1034 nt
Organism: Phaedon cochleariae (mustard beetle)
Lineage: Eukaryota; Metazoa; Arthropoda; Insecta; Coleoptera; Chrysomelidae
Source: the annotation of a GenBank genome assembly